Messenger RNA from Phlebotomus argentipes, 807 nucleotides. Its product is annotated as contactin-2-like. NCBI's taxonomy places the organism in Eukaryota, Metazoa, Arthropoda, Insecta, Diptera, Psychodidae. The transcript is spliced from 5 exons. Gene Ontology annotation, cellular component: neuron projection membrane. The record is from RefSeq and is a predicted model, not a curated record. Gene Ontology annotation, biological process: synapse organization. Bases 1 to 807 code for a protein of 268 amino acids.
AUGCGGUUGAACUUUGACUAUUUUGCAGUGGAGAGCGAACAUCGAGCGGCCCACAGAAACGCCAUCGCCAAUGGCGAGAGUCAAUUCCUGACGAAGAACAGCACAAGGAUCGUGAGCCAGAAAGGCGGCCUCGCCGUCCUGCCGUGCUCCGUCGCCCUCUCAGCACCCGCCACUGUCUCCUGGUUCCGCCGGAAAGACUUCCAACUGUUGACUGUGGGCCUGCUCACGUACAGCAGCGACGAUCGAUUCCAGGUGGAGCACACGCGGCAUCUGGGCAACUGGGCGCUGCGGAUAAAGAGCUGCCGGAAGGAGGACGAGGGCCACUACGAGUGCCAAAUAUCCACACAUCCGCCCCAAUCGAUAUUCGUGGAAUUGCGGAUUGUGGAAGCGGUGGCGGAAAUAAUUGAGGCGCCUGAUUUGCAUAUAAACGAAGGCUCAACGCUCAGAUUGGAGUGCAAACUCAAGCGAGCAACCGAAAGCCCACUGUAUGUUUUCUGGUACCAUGACGCCAGAAUGGUCAAUUACGACUACGACGACGGGGUCUUUGUCUCCGCCGACAAGCACGCCACUUCCAGUGUCUUGACUGUGAGAAACGCCACCAUCCGCCAUGGAGGGAACUACACAUGUUCUCCCGCAAAUGCCAGGCAGGCCAGCGUGAUCGUCCAUGUUCUGAAAGGGGAGAAACCCGCCGCCAUGCAGCACCCCAACAAGAGCAUCGAUCACCUGAUUAAUUUCGCCACUUCGUCCUUCCGUGUCCAUCUCUACAUCUUCAUUCUGGUGCUGAUGAGAAUUUGUGCUCUCAAUUGA